This is a messenger RNA of Erythranthe guttata (spotted monkey flower), 333 nucleotides long. Its product is annotated as auxin-induced protein 15A. The record is from RefSeq and is a predicted model, not a curated record. NCBI's taxonomy places the organism in Eukaryota, Viridiplantae, Streptophyta, Magnoliopsida, Lamiales, Phrymaceae. Gene Ontology annotation, biological process: response to auxin.
AUGGAGAUCAAUCAUCAUAGUAUUAUGCAGGUGAACAAGAAAAUGAAGGUGAAAAAAGGGUUUAUUGCGGUUAGGGUUGGUUUAGAAGACGAAGAAUUUGAAAGAUUCACCAUACCUAUUUCGUACCUAUACCAUCCGUUCUUCAAGAAGCUUCUCGAUCAAGCUCGUGACGCCUAUGGAUACAACGACGUCGGCCCUCUAAAGCUUCCGUGCUCCGUCGACGAUUUCCACCAUCUUCGGUGGGGAAUUGAGAAGGAAUAUUCCGAUGGUCACAAUCACCAUCACCACCAUCUCUACCACCGUACUGGUGCCCUAUCCUUCCGUUCUUGCUAG